This is a messenger RNA of Menidia menidia (Atlantic silverside), 1715 nucleotides long. Lineage: Eukaryota; Metazoa; Chordata; Actinopteri; Atheriniformes; Atherinopsidae. The record is from the annotation of a GenBank genome assembly.
UGAAGUUAAAAGUCUCCCUCUCAGGAAGCCCUCUUUUACGCACAUUUGGAAAAGGCAACACGAGUCCGUUUCCUCUUGAGAGAGGGGGAAAAAAAAACAUUUGAAACUUUUUUGGGUGGGGCUUAAUGCUGAGAGGAAAUAGAAGGAAGGGAGUGAGAAAACAGGGAGAUGUGUGUGGAGCGAAUUAGAGGCUGGGUGGGUCCACGCAGUUACACAUUCCCAAAUAUCUAAAGCGCCGUGUGUGAAAAGCUCUUCCAGUUUUUUUUUUCAGGGGGCCACAAUGUUGAUGCUGGUGGGAAUCGUCGCUCUGCACAUCACGGACAUCAUCCUGCUUCUGGUGGCCACCAUCGAUAAUGCCUGGUGGAUCACCGACACCACGUCGACUGACCUGUGGGGCCGGUGGGAGCUGACCAAUUCAGACUGGCACUACAUUAACCCGAAGGACUCCUCGGGAGAGUUCCUCCAGUCGGUGCAGGCCACCUCGGUGCUGGCCUGCGUCUUUGCCAUCCUGGCCCUGUUCGUGUUUCUGGCCCAGCUCUUCACCCUGCCCAAAAACCAGCGCUUCACCUUCACCGGCAUCCUACAGCUGUUCUCCUGCCUGUGCAUAAUGAUAGCAGCCUCCAUCUACACAGCUGAGCUCCACACCGGUGAGGCAACGGGAGGGUACGGGCACUGCUACAUCCUGGCGUGGAUCUCUUUCGUCCUGUCCGCCCUCCUAACCGUCGUCUACCUCGUCCUGCGGAAGAAGAGCGAGUGAGCGAGAGGGCGGCGCCACGUUCUUCCGUAAGCGGGGACCGGGCGAGAGAGGGCGAGGUGGAUUUCAGACAUCUCGAGGACGAGCUGCUCGACAUCUGCAGCUCGGAACGUGUGAAUUUGUUCGAAUGCUAACAGGAGCCAUUUGUAAUGUUUUGAAUUGAACAGGUUUUUAGUUUUGAAGAGCGGGACUGCGUAGGAGCUAAAUUGUCACGAUGAAAAAAUGCGCCUCCCCUCACAUUCAGCUGAGUUGCCUUAACUUUUUUUUUUUUCCCUUUUCUUUUGUCCUCUAGUUAAAUUUAGCUUUUGGAGACUUGAAUCCAAACAUGCCAGUAUUUUAGUGGAGUAGUUUCCGCAUUUACAGAAACAUGUUUUCUUGCAUUUGUCUCAGAGAUUAAAAGAUGGACGCCGUUUUGAAAAGCCAGACUGGGCGAUGUCAGUCCUAUCAUGGGCUGGCGUUAAUAAAAAGUGGCCAAACGCGUUCCCAAAAUGAUGAUGCAAGAGUGUUAAAAGCCAUCAGAGAAAGCCCUUCUAGAAGACUUUGGCUCAGAAUCAAGGGCUUCUCAUCUUUUAGCUGACAGUUUGUACUGCAGUGGAUCCAGUACAUGGAACAAUCCUGUAGCUCAAAAUUGCAUAAAAUUACAAUUGAUUUUAUUCAUUUAUCAUUAUUUUAACAACUAAAGCAUAGUGUAUCCCUUCUCAGUCUAUGUACAAUGUAACCAUAUUAAUUUUUGUAUUCUGUUUUUUUUUUUUGUAUCCUUAUUUGAUUUUGUGUCUGUAGUCGGCUGCUAUCAUGAGAAAAAGUACUUUUGUACAAGUGAACAUUAAGUGAACCAGGGACGGAGGACAAUCGCGGCGUUAUAUUCCCACAUUUAACAGAAAUAUGCAUUCUGAUGUUUGUUUGUAAUUAUAUUGGAAUUGAAGCCAUGUCAUUUACUAAUAAAACACAUAAAAAAAACCUC